UAAGACUGACGAGAAGAGAGGGAGGGAAGAAUAGGGAAUAAGGAAACACACACGAUCGUUGGUUGGUGUCGUUGGUUGGCAUGUCAUGCGUGUGUGUUGGUAGUCUUCUUCUCAGUGGUAGGCACGGAUUAUUGAACACUAAGGAAAGUAUCACCAUGGACAGCAGACUAAAUUUUCUUUCUACGAUCUCUACUAGAAGAAGAACUUAUAGAAAAAUCCAUUUGAUUUUCUUCCUAACAUUUGUAUAUUUGGCAUCAACUGGCAAUCAAAAUUUAACUGAAUGGUCUAAAAGCCGUGAAAAGAGAUAUCUCAUAUGGGCAAACUCAGGAUCCACAAAGCUUGGUCUUAGCAUUUCAAUUCCAGUAAAUUUGUACGACAAGAAGAAAUGGCGAACAUUCAAUAUGAUCUUCAAUUAUGGAUUUAAUUACGAUAUGCCUCACCAUGCUCAUGAUUGGUUAGGCAACUUUAACUAUUGGCAAAUGUCAAGAUCAAGUGAACCUAGAAGAACAUUUGUGCAACCGGACGAAAUUGACCUUACUGGAAUGUAUAUUUAUGCAGUGUUGGAGAAUUACAUGACAAAUAGUGGUGUCAAUGGAAGGCAGUGCAUGCAACGGGCUAUUUGUGAAAACGCACAGGUGUUGUACGACGACGAUGCACAUGACUUUGCUGAGAAGAUUUAUCAACAAAUGAUGACUCCAGAAGAAUCAAGUGAAGAAUAUUAUAAAGACGCUUAUAUUGAGGGUACAAAAGGUGUGGAUUGCCUUCAAACAUAUUCCAAGUGUCCAAUUGGAGACAGUUUUCUUGAUAAUUUUGUUCAAUAUCAGUAA
Episyrphus balteatus (marmalade hoverfly) is the source of this 827-nucleotide messenger RNA. RefSeq lists its product as uncharacterized. NCBI's taxonomy places the organism in Eukaryota, Metazoa, Arthropoda, Insecta, Diptera, Syrphidae. Bases 81 to 827 code for a protein of 248 amino acids. The record is from RefSeq and is a predicted model, not a curated record. The transcript is spliced from 3 exons.